Molecule: messenger RNA, 912 nt
Organism: Trypanosoma theileri
Lineage: Eukaryota; Euglenozoa; Kinetoplastea; Trypanosomatida; Trypanosomatidae
Exons: 1
Coding region: 1-912 (303 amino acids)
Source: RefSeq, a predicted model, not a curated record
AUGACAAGCACUUCAACUGGCCAUCAUGGCGGUGGUUCCUCUUCUUCUUCCUCUUCCUCCUCUUCUUCCUUUUCUCCAUCUUCACAUGCUGGACUUGAGUCAGCGGCGAGUGACACAACCCGCAAUUUCAUUCUUGGUCUCCCAAAGAGUGGGCCGGUGCCGGGGAGCAGCGAUGCGGCCUCACUGCAAGCAGCAGAGGCAUUCAUAGGAGAAAUACAACAGGAGAUCAUGGCAUAUGAUAUCGCUAACGCACAGGCAAUGGAGGCAUAUGCGAAGAGUUGGUGGGUGAAGAUUCCAUUCUUUGGAAAACGAUGGGCAAUGGAUUCCACCACAGUUGUGGCUAGUACACCUCAUACACCGAUAGGGAAUCACACUGUAAACAUAUCCACAGAGAAUGGAAAUAAUAAUAAUAAUAAUAAUAAUAAUAAUAAUAAUAAUAAUAAUAAUAAUAAUAAUAGAAACACAGAGAGUGAUAGUAUGAAUAUGAAUACAGCAACGAGUACAAUGCCUGCUAGUGCUGCUGGGGCGCGUGAUCAUGUACGGGUGGAACGUACAUCCGCUGUGAAGGAUACUCCCAAUGGAUCUAAAUUGCACAUGCAGAAACAACAACAACAACAACAAAUAAAGAUGAACAGUUGGUUAUUUAAACAACGUCAUCCUGGAUGGGUGCCACUUAUUCAACGUCGUUGGGUUCCUGUUCUCUGUGCUGCUGGUAUUAUGGUUAUAUGGACUCCAGAUGUUUGGAAACUACGGGCUUUAUACUGGUGUGAUCACAAGUAUGCACUUUUUCGUCAAUCUAUUCACAAGGCAUAUUGGCGUGCCACAAUGAGUGCGGAGGACUACGCCGUGCUUAUGGAAGAUAUUGAACAGCAACGCCCAACAUCUGUGAAGGUUAGCAAUUGUCCACUUUAG